Menidia menidia (Atlantic silverside) is the source of this 2196-nucleotide messenger RNA. Lineage: Eukaryota; Metazoa; Chordata; Actinopteri; Atheriniformes; Atherinopsidae. The record is from the annotation of a GenBank genome assembly.
UUGUCUCACCACACUCCAAGUGCUGGAAACAAUGCCUGUGCUGAUGGUAAUGCUGGCAAUUUCCCUGUUUUUUUGCAGGUCACUGCCAGGGGAUUCGCCCCAUUGUUGCAGUUUGCCUACACUGCUAAGCUGUUACUCAGCAGAGAAAACAUUCAAGAGGUCAUCCGCUGUGCCGAAUUCCUGCGCAUGCACAACCUGGAGGACUCAUGCUUUCGCUUUCUGGAAGCUCAGCUUCGCAGGGAAGAGGACAGCGUACUGCUCUGCCACAAGGGGGAAGCAGUAGCAAACAACUCAGAGGACGAGAGCAUGCAGUCAGAGUCCGAGAGGCCCAGCUCCCCCAGGGUACGGCAUUGUACAGACACCUCCCUCCGACAUCCCGACCACGAAAGGCUAGAAAUGACUGUGCCCAAUAACUUGACGGAUGGCCGGCUGGACUUUGAUCGGCACGCAGCAUCAGACCUUCCCCGCUGCCCCAAAUACAGGAAAUAUCAGUGGGCUUGCAACAAGCACAAUAAUGACACCUCCUCACACACCAGUACCUCAGGUUUUCCAAGCACAUUGACGGAGAGCAGUGUUAGCGGGGCGGUGCCCGGCCAGGGCCGGCUGCCCCUGGCACAGAUAAAGGUGGAACCACAAGGAGAGGAGGAGGCCAUUUCAUUAUGUCUGUCAGGGGACGAGCAGGAGGGCAGGGACAAGGACAGUGUGACAGCCAUGGAAAUGGACCAUCCCGCACCUCUGGAAAGAACCAAGAGAACGAGUUCUCCAUCCUGUCUCCAAGCCUUCUUCAAAAAAGGGGUGGACCUGCCCAGUCUGUCCACCGCAUCCCAGCAGCUAUUCACCAACAGACCGGCCUGCCCCCAGGACAAAGGAACCUCUCAGGGAGAUCAUAAAAAAGACUCACGGCCUUUCCCUGGGGAGCUGGCUCUGUCUGUAAUGUCCCCAAAGGAUGCGGAUGCUUUCCCUGCAGGGUUGACGCUCAAGGCUGCUUCCUGCGACGGCGUGUGUAAACAGGAAGUGGAGCUGGACCGCCGCAGUGUCAUAUUCUCCUCAGGGGCCUGCAGCCGUCUGGGAACACCAGCGCAUUCCUACCCAGGCGGCCGCUCUCUGGAGAUGGAGCUCUCGGAGCACAUGACCAAGGGCCUUUGGGCCGGAGCUAGCCAGUCCCUCCCCAACUCCCAGACCUACUCCCCCAGCGCCGCCUCCUCCGAGCCCCCGGCCCUGUGUCGGCCGCGGCCCAACACCAGCUGCCCGGUGCCAAUCAAAGUGUGCCCCCGCUCGCCCCCCUGCGAGGCGCGGACCCGGACCUCCAGCUCCUGCUCCUCCUACUCCUACGCGGAGGACGGCAGCGGGGGCUCCCCCUGCAGCCUGCCCCAGUUCGAGUUCUCCUCCUCGCCCUGCUCCAACGUGGCCCGCUGCCUCAACGUGGACCCGCAGGAGCAGAGCGGGCCGGGGGACGCCCUCUUCAGCCAAGUGCGGCCCAAGAUCAAGUGCGAGCAGUCCUACGGAACCAACUCCAGCGAUGAGUCCGGAUCCUUCUCAGAGGGGGACAGCGAGUCCUGCCAUGUGCAGGAGCGGGGGCCAGAGGUUAAGCUUCCUUUCCCUGUUGAUCAAAUCACAAAUCUUCCACGGAACGACUUCCAAAUGUUGGUAAAAAUGCACAAACUGACCUCGGAGCAGCUGGAGUUCAUCCAUGACGUGAGGCGGCGCAGUAAGAACCGGAUCGCAGCGCAGCGCUGCCGCAAGAGGAAGCUGGACUGCAUCCUGAACCUGGAGUGUGAGAUCAGAAAGCUGGUGUGUGAGAAGGAGAAGCUGCUGACGGAGAGGAACCAGCUGAAGGCGUGCAUGGGGGAGCUGUGGGAGAACUUCUCCUGCCUGUCCCAGGAGGUGUGCCGGGACGUGCAGCUGAGCCCGGAGCAGGUCCACACCGCCCUCACCGCCCACACGCCAGACCCCCCCCCCCACGGCUCCCCGGAGCCACACCUGGCCGUCCGGAACGGGACGGACCCAGACCUGGACGGCCAGGACCAGGACCAGGACCAGGACCAGGACCAGGACCCCGGCCAGGACCAGGACCAGGACCAGGACCCCGGCCUGUACCCGGAGAAGCCCCACCACACGGUGACGGUGGAUUUCUGCCAGGAAAUGACUGACAAAUGUACGACCGACGAGCAGCCGCGGAAGGACUGCCCCCAGUGA